Molecule: messenger RNA, 6162 nt
Organism: Monopterus albus (swamp eel)
Lineage: Eukaryota; Metazoa; Chordata; Actinopteri; Synbranchiformes; Synbranchidae
Gene: znf385b
Product: zinc finger protein 385B
Exons: 11
Coding region: 430-2136 (568 amino acids)
Cellular component (GO): nucleus
Molecular function (GO): nucleic acid binding; zinc ion binding
Source: RefSeq, a predicted model, not a curated record
CCUGAAACACAUUUUUGAGGGUCAAGACUUGGUUUUAGGCUUCAGGUUAAAAUUAGAUUUAGGUUAGGGGUAGGGUAUGGGGCAAGGAAAUGCAUAAUUUCAGUGAGUGUCCUCAUAAAGAUAGAAGUACACGUGCAUGCGUGCGUGUGUGUCGCAUGCGCAGUCCCGCCGCGCAGAGCGCACGGCUCUGCUGCUCCAGGAGAGUUGAUCAGUGUCCUGACUGAUAGGCUCCAACUGAUGGCUGGAUGAUCGAUGACUGAUCAAUCACUCCACCCCUCCCUCUCCGACUCACAUACAGGACAGCUGGACCCGAUUGGUAUUGAUUAUGGAUGAAUGAUCGGCGUCUGCAGACAGUGUGAGCGGAGUUCGGCGCGUUAAUCCAAAAGGACUCUACUUUCUUCAUCCAUCACCACCUCCUUCUCCCCCGUAAUGAAGACUCCUCUCAGCCCUUCUCAGAUCUUUGCUUUUGGAGGGAUGUGUCAAGAGCUGAUGGACACACCUACACCUACAACCAUCAGUCUCUGCACCAAGCAGGCUCCAGGUCAGGGCGGGGCCUACUCGCUGUGUGAGGUGUGUAACCUGCAGGUGACCUCUGCUGCUCAGGCCCAGCUGCACUAUAAUGGCCGCUCUCACCUCCGGAGAGUGAGACAGCUCCAGGCUGGAGAGACAGGACAACAGGCAGCAGCAGGGGCUCAGUCCAGGCCUCCUCCCCAGGCCACGGGGCUCAGCUCCCAGCCUGCAGGACUCACUCUGACCCCAGGCCUCAGCGCUCCAUCCAACACGACUACAGGAAGUGGGUGUAGCACAGCGGGCAGGUCACUGCAGAGCCUGAUAGCCACCACUGGUCCCUCGGUGAUAAUGAAACCGUUCCUGUCAUUCCCUGUUGAGACAUCGUCGCCAGUUGGACUUUUCCCAAACUUCAGCACGAUGGACCCGGUACAGAAGGCCGUCAUCAACCACACUUUUGGCGUUACCAUGGUACCCAAGAAGAAACUGAUCAUCACCUGUAAUGUCUGCCAAUUGAGGUUCAACUCUGAUUCUCAGGCUGAGGCUCAUUACAGAGGCAGUCGUCAUGCCAAGAAACUCAAGACUCAGGAGAACAAAGCCAAGGCCAAGCCGGCAAUCACUGGAGAGAUCAAUGGGAGCAGUUCUAGUCCGGCUGGCCCCACCCCUCAUGUCUCAGCUAACGGCAACACCAAUCAGCACAAACUCUUAUCCAGUUCCACUGACUCCUCUUCACUUAAACUCCUCCCCUCCUUCUGCCCUCUCUCCUCCUCCUCCCCCUCCUCUAGCAGAACAGGCAGUGAGCCUCCUCCCUCCAGUCCUCCCACAGCUCUCCCCGCCCCAGGCCUCUCUUUUUCUUCUUCUUCUUCCUCUUCUUCUUCCAAAGCCUCUCCUCCUCCUCCUCCUCCUCCAACUCCUAUCACCUCCUCUUUAUCCCCUGCUCCUCCUCCUUCCCAGGCCUCCUCCGAGGAUGCUCCUCUGUCAGUGGAGUCAGAGGAGGAGAAGGCAAAGAAGCUGUUGUACUGCUCUUUGUGUAAAGUUGCUGUCAACUCUCUUUCUCAGCUGGAGGCUCAUAAUGCAGGUUCAAAACACAAGAUGAUGUUGGAGGCUAGGAGCGGUGCUGGGCCAAUCAAGGCCUACCCUCGACCUGGAGCCAAGCUAAAGAACAGCAGCAGCUCCAGACUAAAGGGCUCCGGUCUGCAGAACAAAACUUUCCACUGCCAGAUCUGUGACGUCCACGUCAACUCUGAGAUCCAACUCAAACAGCACAUCUCCAGCAGGAGGCACAAGGACAGAAUGGCAGGAAAACCCAGCAAACCCAAAUACAGCCCUUACAACAAACAACAGCGCAGCUCACUCACUAAGGAGCUAGUGAAGCCCUCCCUCUCUACCCCCUUCCUCCCCACUCCCUUCACUCCUCCCUCUUCCUCCCUCACCUCCUCUAUCUCGCUCCCUCCCUCUUCUCUCUCCUCCUCUCCCUUCCUCAGUCCCACCUCCUCACCCCUCACCCCUGCCAUCUCCCUCCAUCCUCGCUCUCCAGCCUCCACAUCCCUCUUCACUGCUUCUUUCUUGCGUCCGGCACCUGGACCAAUCAGAGCAAGCCAAGGAUCAAUUCUCUUCACCCCCUACUGAUGGCAGCAGUAGUGGUGGGGAGUUGAACUGGUGACCUUUAACCUCUGACCUCCUCUUUGUUGGAGCUACGGGGGACAGAAAGUCCAGAAGAGACAUCAGCUCUGCCAUCAUGGCUGCAGCUGCAGCCUUCUCACCUGACUGAAACUUUGAAGAGAGACACUAAAGAGCAGAACUUCCUCCUUUUCCUCCCCUCUGGAGGAGAAAUGAACAUGUUGCUUUAAAUGAACCACAGACCUGAACCCAACCAGAACCAGAGGCUGAAAGAUUCUCAUAUAUACCAGACUAUGAAGAUUUUUUAUGAAGACAUGUAAAAAUCCUGAAAAAAUUACAGAAUGUCUAAAAUUUUCUACAAAUGGAUCAGUGUGUGUUAUCUUAAGUUGUCAUGGUGAUGCUCCAGAAUCACCCAAUAGAAAAUUUCCGCGUUAAGGAAAAUGAAGUGAAUAAGGAUAUUUACAUUUUUCUUUAUGUGACCUUUUACCAGAAAGAUCCCUGAAGUACUGUGUCAUUUAUGACAAAUGACUGUUGGUGGCACCUGAAUCUGCUGAAAAAGCUGGAUUUUUGGUUUGAUGAAAGGACAAGAACCAGAACCAGGUUUGAAGAGGAACUAGAAUCAAGAAGCAGAAUCUAAACAAUGUCAACAAUAACUGAACCUGCUACUGUUUCACUUGUGGUGAAGAUACACUGGUGUAACUAAUUAAAUUUUCAGGCUAAAAAUGCAGCUGGUGUUGACACCAGACAUGAAGUUAGACAAGAAUGUCUACACCUGGGACCCAGAACCCAGAUCAGUUUGGACGGGGUUGAUUCCCUGCAAAUAAAUUUCCUCUGAAUACAGAAGCUUCUCCUCCUCCUAGCAGAGAAAUCAAUCAGCACAAACAAAAUGGCAAAAAACUCAAGACGUCAGCCGUCACGAACAAUACUACUGCAGUUGUCUUCCCAUCAUAUUGACACUGGACCUGUGCCACAGCUGUCCUCCCUCAGACCCUCAGGCUCCUGCUUCCAUGGUUGACUCUUUCCUGACAUGCAGUAUCUCAAGCACACACACUGAAGAGAACUUCAAUGAUAAGGCUGGUGGGUUUUUUCUAAUUGACAACAAAUCCCAAAAAGGCACCCUACCCAUCUAUAAAAUGGUUUGCCUACCAUGAAAAAUCUCUGAAGGCUCUUUUAAACUUUAAAGAAAUAUAUAAUUUAGUGUUUCAAAUAAUAUUUUUGUUAAUGUCAUCUCUCUACAUUCUAGUCUCCGUGUUUUUAUACCCUUCCAGCCAAGUAUGUAAUUCUGGUGGGCACUAAAAUAUUUAAUUGUGAUUUAUUAUAUUUUGCCUAAACAUGUUUUAAUAUAUUUAGAUUAACAAAAUACCAAAGGAGCUUAAAAAUACUAAAAUGUUUAAUCAUCUAAAAUUCCAAAAAUAGUACAUCACCUCUGUGUCUUCAGUGCUAAGUGGGAAUACACCAUAUUUACCCUUUAAUGCAAACAUGUUUUAACUGUAACACAAUAGGCCCAACACAAUGAUAGGAGUCUAAACUAGCUACACAUUUUCUUUUUAUUUUAUAGCUACAUAAAAUCCAGAUUAAAAUCACUUUUAAUAUAUCUGCUUCUUAAUCCCCAAAUAAUCCAAUAAACCUUAACAAAGUUACAUCAGGGUUUAUUCAGGACAGUUUGUUGCUCGUCCUUGCCUCCUGCUGUAUUUUUGGAACUGAAAUAUGAGUAUUCAAACUCUUCUUUCUCUUUAUAUCUGAUGUCCACACGUCUGCCUGCACCUGAUGUUAGGACUCUGGACCGGGCUACUUCCUGGUUUUACAGUGAAAAAGUCCUGCCUGGUAUGAACACUGAGUGCAUGUUGGUUCUUUCAUUUAACCUUCUUCCCGCUGUCACCAAAUCUGAUCAGAGCAUUCUGGAGUUUAAAUGUUUGAGCAGAUGUUUUACUCUAAGUUUUUAUCACAAAGGACAUUUUAAAGACUCUUAGCACAUCACUGAACCUGUUCACAACCUGCAACUGCAAAUAAGCUCAAUCAGUUUCUAUGGUUGCUGAUUUUUUUUUUCAUAUUUUUUAUUUUACAUAGUAUGUUGUAAAUAUUUAAUGAAUUCUUUUACAUGACUUUAAAACAACUGCAUGUUUUAAAGUAACUCUUUAGAAUUAGUCAAAAGACAAAUAUACUGUAUAUCGAGAACUACUGGCCAGAUUUGGAUAAAAACUUUUGAUUUUAAUAUUUUCUUAAGGAUAAACUUCAUAUUUUCAGACUCUAAGAGUAGUUAAAUAAGUAGUUGUAUGUUAUGUGUGACACAAUAAUCUCAACUCAAAGGUCCACUUACUAGCUUUAUUCUGAGCUUUCAGUUGCUUCUUAGAAUCUUUUUGAGGGUAUGAGCAGUUCAGUCAUGUGAUAACUGAUGACUUUGGAUGUGAAUGUCAUCUUUGCUUUUUCUACUACUGGCCACUGACUUGAUGACCUUUGGCCUCCCACAAGUCAUCGCUGUGACAGGUUCAUAUUGUAUUUGUUGUUCAUUCAGCUUUUAUGGGACAAAAUGGCAGCUUCUGCCUUGAGAUGCCAGGAUGUUAAUCAUAAUAUUCUAUUACUGUGAUUCUGUGACAUGAUGACUUGAGAGGAAAACAAAGGAAAAACAACAACAACAAAAAUAUAUACAGUAUAUGCUGUAUAUUAAUGUGAGGUAUCUAAAUUGUUUCCUAUAAUACUUGUAUUAACAUUAGGACAAAGUACAAAUGCAGGUUUCAGUGAACAUCAGCAUUUUAACAGUGUGGUAUUUUCAUGAGUAGUGAAUGAGUCUGUGCUGUCAGUGUAAUUAAUUAUCUUUCACUGAGCCAUUUUCAUGUUGUUUUGUUUGGCCGAUAUAAUGUCAAAGAAUAUGGUGCUGUGGAGAAGUGAUUUGCAAUGGUGUAGAGACCCUACACUUUACUUUUUAUGUAUAAAUAGUCAUACGUUUUCUUAUUUAAAAAUGUAGUUUUGUUCAAGGACGUGGACCCUUUUACCCCCUACAGAAAGUAUGUUCAGGCUAUUAGGGCAUCCUGCUGAGAGGUUCCUGCUGGUCCCAGUUACACUGUGAGAUUCUCACUAACAGAUUUAGGCCAUGUGGAUGAGGCUUGAGUUCACUAAAGAAGGCUAUGAGAUGUGGUUGAAAGCCCAGAAAAGCACAUACAUGGACCUUUCAGAUGAGCAGGUACUGUAUAGAGACUGUUGGCCUGGCAUUCUCAAAAAAAAACAGCUUUCCUUGGCACUUUUAGACUUCCAUAUAAUAAAAUUAAAAUGAUCAGGUUGGUCUUUGACAGUUUUGGAAGGAUAUCUUAGAACCAAGAGGAACCGUAGAAAACACUGUAGAAAACUAGACAAAGUAAAAGACGAGGUGUAAAAUUUCCUUGUCCUCUGAAAGGACCAUUUCUUGUGAUCUCAGUCAAUGUCAGCAGCUUAGUCCCUUAUCUGCUCUGCCAUCACUUAAUGAAGGAAAAUACAAGGAAUUAAAGUGGUGAUAGUAUCUGAUUGGUUGAGUUAGAAAAGCUGUGAUUGGUCAGAGGGAUGUGGCGGUUCAUCAAAUGUGUGCGUUAUCAUUGCAUGAUUAAAAAAAAAAUCCAGGUUAUGUUUAAGACUCAAAGUGUUGUGUUGAAAUAUUUAUGUAAACAUUUUUCAGGGCUUUCUUUUUUUUCAAGGCCUAGAAAACACACAUUUCAAUUUUUUUUUUUUUUACCAGGUAUCUUAUCACCACACUUUAUGUAUAGGUUCACAUUUACUGACAGCCAGUACAUGUAAGAGGAACAAUUUCACCAACAAGUAGCUCUUGAAAUGAGCACAUAGGCACAGUAUUUCAAUAAACCUUUUUUUUAACUGAACUUAUCAUUUAAUGGAAAAAAAUACCUGUGGAUAGGUAAAUAAAUGGAUAGAUAAAUUUAACAGCUGCUUUUUUAAAUGCAAAAAAUAUAUAUCUAUUUAAUUAGUACAGUACAAACAUUUCACCUUAAUUUACAGUUUAUUUGUCUUAUGAAAUACAUAAAAAUAUUACAUUUACACAUAAAUACAAAAUGU